AGCAAUUGCUCACGGUGGUGUGACUGUGAUCUGGUCUUGCUAGUCAAAUUGUAAAAACCACAUCAAGUCAGUCAACUGGCCGGCCAGCAUGCGACUCCACUCCAGACCGAGCAGCUAGGUAGCAGAGCAAGUGCGACGAUGGGCGCUGGGAGGAAGACGAGGCCGUACGCCGUGGGCGUGGCGAUCCAGGCCAUCUACGCCGCGACCAUCGUGAUAUCCAAGGCGUCCUUCGACCAGGGGCUCAGCAUCUUCGUCUACAUCCUCUACCGCCAGGCCGCCGCGUGUCUGCUCCUGCUGCCCGUGGCCAUCCUCCUCGAAAGGCGAAACGCGCCGCCGAUGACUUUCCGGCUGCUGCUCAAGAUGUUCUUCUACUCCCUGGUCAACACACUGGGGUCAUGCCUGUACAACACCAGCCUCAAGUACACCUCCGCGACAGCAGCGGCGGCGAUAUGCAGCUCCAUCCCCGUCAUCACCUUCUUCAUGGCCUUACUGCUGAGGAUGGAGGCGGUGAAACUCAAGAGCUCGCCGGGGAUGGCCAAGGCGGCCGGGAUCACGCUCUGCCUCGUCGGAGUCCUGGUCAUCGCACUGUACGCGGGGCCGUUGUUGAGCCCCCUGAACCACCACCGUGUCCUCGCCGAUCACGGCAGCAAGCAUGUUGCGGGAGCACAUGGUGCCGUCUCCAAGGGCCUGUGGGUUACGGGGACAUUUCUAAUGCUCCUCGCCUGCGUAUCCUGGUCUCUCUGGUUCAUCUUCCAGGGGCUGUUGCUCAAGGAGUACCCGAACAAGCUGCUUGUAGUCCUGAUACAGUGCCUCUUUGGCACAAUCCAGUCGUUCGUCGUCGCAGUGGCCAUGGAGAGGAGCCAUGGAUUCUCCAGAUGGAAGCUUGGCCUCGAUCUCUCCUUGGUCGCGGUUGCAUACUCCGGCAUCGUGGGGACAGGCGUUUGCCUUUACCUACAGACAUGGUGCGUGGGCAUGAAAGGGCCCGUCUUCCUCGCCAUGUGGAACCCAUUGAGCCUGCUCCUCACCCUGCUCUGCUCCUCCCUCCUAGGCGAAACCAUCCAUCUUGGAAGCGUUCUAGGUGGGAUCCUGUUGGUCGGCGGGCUUUACAGCAUGCUGUGGGGGAAAAGAAAGGAAGAAACUCAAUUGGCGAUGCCAACAGAUCAUCAUGAGGAGCAGAGUAGCAAGGAGAAGCAACUUUAUGCCAAAGAGUGUGAGACUAAGGAGCCGGCAUCAUCAGAUCAGCAAGUGUGAAGAGAAUGAACUAACCAAGAAAUCUGUAUCAUGCUCAAUCGCCUCGGUGGCUAUAUCAGGCACCGCGUAUUAGGGAAAAGACUGCAGUUUUCCAUCAAGGAACGCCUUCCAUGAGACUUUGUCCC
This is a messenger RNA of Panicum virgatum (switchgrass), 1376 nucleotides long. RefSeq names its product WAT1-related protein At5g64700-like. Gene Ontology annotation, molecular function: transmembrane transporter activity. Gene Ontology annotation, cellular component: plasma membrane. NCBI's taxonomy places the organism in Eukaryota, Viridiplantae, Streptophyta, Magnoliopsida, Poales, Poaceae. The record is from RefSeq and is a predicted model, not a curated record. Bases 139 to 1251 code for a protein of 370 amino acids. The transcript has 7 exons.